Moneuplotes crassus is the source of this 855-nucleotide messenger RNA. Lineage: Eukaryota; Ciliophora; Spirotrichea; Euplotida; Euplotidae. The record is from the annotation of a GenBank genome assembly.
AAAUGCACAGUUGAGACAAAGUGAUGAAAGAAGAGAUUGAAAUCUUUACUCAAGAACAAGAAGUUUUGUACUCUAUUCAUGCGUAUUUUAAGGGAACUCAAAUAUCUAAUCGGCAGUACAAGUUCGAUGGAUAUAGUUAUGAGGAAUUGGUAGAUUUGAAGAUGACAAAUUCUUGAAGAUAUUAUAAGCUUAUCCAGAAAUAAAGUUACAGUCAAAGAGCCGAUUUUUGACAAUAUUGAGACAGAUUACAGAGUUUUGUUUGAUGACUCUCUUAUCAGCUCAAAAUCUCUUUAUAAGUAUAUAGAAAUGCUCGACUUUAAAAGAGCAAAUAAACUAAUAAUUGGAGUUCAACUUCUACGUUGAUCAAAUUUACUGACCCUAAAAACCAAACCUUUGAUGGAUAAGAUAUGGAAGAUAAAAGCUCUAAGCCUCGGACUUCUCAAAAUCACCGGAAGACAGCUAGCUUUAAUCUUUACCGCCAAUACCCAAAUCCUAAACUGCUCUUUCCACGAAUGAAAACUUGGAAAUACAAAACUCACCCACUCAAACACCUUAAACUCCAAAAUCGCCUUCCUGGGCAUCACUCACUGCACCUCCCUCACCUCCCCCACCCCUCUCGACCUCGACUUCUUCACAUCUCUCCUCACCUUCAUCAGCUCCACACCCCUCUGAUCCUCCCUCACAAACAUCUUAAUCCAAGACCUCAACCCCACAGUCUCCCAAAUAUCCACCCUCAGAGACCAAACCAGCCUAACCCACAUAACCUUCAGGAUCUUCGCAAAUCACUCUUUCUCCAUCCUUAAAGAACAAAAGGGGUCUAAGCCUUCCAAAAAAACCAGUUUUGUUCCUGAGUAA